Penaeus vannamei (Pacific white shrimp) is the source of this 1347-nucleotide messenger RNA. NCBI's taxonomy places the organism in Eukaryota, Metazoa, Arthropoda, Malacostraca, Decapoda, Penaeidae. The record is from RefSeq and is a predicted model, not a curated record.
AUGACGCCAACUUCGCUGCCUGCAUACAUUUACAUCCUCAGUGACUCUAAUCCAUUAGCAGCUUCCUGCCUUGUGCGAGUUCAUGGCGGACCGUCCGUGACCGUCCGAGAAACAUCCAGGCUGGAGGGACGGAACUCGAGCAGCGGAGACCGCAAAAGCCGCGGCUCCGGCUUCGACGACGAGUUUCGAGGCAGUUAUUCUUCCACAGUAACCGAUAUUCGAGAACCUCUGGAACUCCUGCGCGGGGCUUUGGUUUCUGAUGGAUCGAGCCGAGAAGUUUUGAUGAACUUCUUAGCUACGAUAAGCUGCGGGCGACGGAAAAGCUCGGAAAAGCUGCGGGCGACGAAAAAACGGACGGAAAAGCUGCUGCGGGCGACGGAAAAGCUAAAAGCUGCGGGCGACGAAAAGCUGCGGGCGACGGAAAAAGCUGCGGGCGACGGAAAAGCUGCCGACGGAAAAGCUGCGGGCGACGGAAAAGCUGCGGGCGACGGAAAAGCUGCGGGCGACGGAAAAGCUGCGGGCGACGGAAAAGCUGCGGCGACGGAAAAAGCUGCGGGCGACGGAAAAGCUGCGGCGACGGAAAAGCUGCGGGCGACGGAAAAGCUGCGGACGACGGAAAAAGCUGCGGGCGACGGAAAAGCUGCGGGCGACGGAAAAGCUGCGGGCGACGGAAAAGCUGCGGCGACGGAAAAGCUGCGGCGACGGAAAAGCUGCGGGCGACGGAAAAGCUGCGGGCGACGGAAAAGCUGCGGGCGACGGAAAAGCUGCGGGCGACGGAAAAGCUUGCGGGCGACGGAAAAGCUGCGGGCGACGGAAAAGCUGCGGGACGGAAAACGGAAAAGCUGCGGGCGACGGAAAAAGCUGCGGGCGACGCUGCGGGCGACGGAAAAGCUGCGGGCGACGGAAAAACGGCUCGGAAAAGCUGCGGGCGACGGAAAAGACGACGGAAAAGCUUGCGGGGGACGGAAAAGCUUUAAAAGCUGCGCGACGGAAAAGCUGCGGGCGAAAAGCUGCGGGCGACGGAAAAGCUUCGGAAAAAGACGGAAAAGCUGCGGGACAACGGAAAAGCUUGACGAAAAGCUGCUGGAAAAGCUGCGGACGACGGAAAAGCUGCGGGCGACGGAAAAGCUGCUCGACGGAAAAGCUGCGGGCGAAAAAACGGCUGCGGGCGACGGAAAAGCUGCGGCGGAAAACGACGGAAAAGCUGGAAAAGCUGCGGGCGACGGAAAAGCUGCGGGCGACGGAAAAGCUGCGGGCGACGAAAAGCUGCGGGCGACGGAAAAGCUCGGAAAAAAAAGCUUUGCUCGGAAAAGCUCGGGCGACGGAAAAGCUGCGGGCGACGGCUGA